AUGUUUGGCCACGUCGAGGACUCCCCCCGCCGCUGGGCCAGCCACCUCCUCUCCAUCCGAGACGCCGCCGCCGCCGCCAACGCCGCCGCCGCAACCUCGGACGGCGACGGCGUCGGACGGGGCGGGCACCGGCGCCGCGGGCGGAUCACCGAGUUUGUGCCGCUGCCGUUUGUGCACAUGCAGGCGCCGGUGUACCUGAAGGGCGGCGCGCGGCGCGGGCCGACGCUGCGCGAGUGCGUGCUGCUGCACGCGGUGGCGCGGCUGGCGCUGCACCCGCACGUCACAAACAUCCAGGCCAGCUGGUGA
Monoraphidium neglectum is the source of this 306-nucleotide messenger RNA. RefSeq lists its product as hypothetical. The coding region runs from base 1 to 306 and encodes 101 amino acids. NCBI's taxonomy places the organism in Eukaryota, Viridiplantae, Chlorophyta, Chlorophyceae, Sphaeropleales, Selenastraceae. The transcript has a single exon. The record is from RefSeq and is a predicted model, not a curated record. Gene Ontology annotation, molecular function: 7,8-didemethyl-8-hydroxy-5-deazariboflavin synthase activity.